UGUUUCGGCACGAGCCUUUGUUUCACCUUCAUCCUAGAGAGACACUCGCAAAAGGACAUCCCAAAUGGGUGUCGUUGCCUUACUUUAACAGAUCCUUUCUUUUCAUUGAAAACAAUACAAUUUAUUUCAUGUUUUGCAUAUCACAGAGGUGAUUCUGUCUUCUCCAAGAUUGCCAGAACUCUCCUCUUUUCUGAUCAACAUGACAGUCGCGGAAGCUGACGACAUGUCUCACCUUCUGAAACUUCCAGAAGAACUAAUUGUGUGCAUACUGAAUAAACUCGGUUAUGAAAAUUUGAUCACUGUUGGAUUUGUGAGCAAAUCCCUUUAUCAUUUGGCCUCAAUGGAUAUACUAUGGAGGAACUUCUGCCUUGAGUGGGAGGGAAUCAUAAAAUUGGAUGAAUGGAGGAGGGAGCUGAAUUCAGGGAGGGCUCUGUUCAGAUUGCUCAGGUCUUUUCAGAAAUUGAUUGGGUUAUGGAGUUCUACAGAGCUUUAUCCCAGAGGUGGGAUCCUCCACAUUAAUUGGGGUAAUCUAUGCCUGAUUGCAUCAAGAGUAUGGCCUCGUCAUUCUGGUGAUGUUAUUUUAAGACCUCUAUUUGAGGUUGCUGGGUUACAAAAUGGUUCAUUCAAGACACAACUGUUCACUCAAGAUGUAGAUUUCAAAUUUCCCAUGAAACUGAUAUGGUCCUCCAAAGAGGAAGUGGAGUUUGAGUUUGAGUUAUGUGAUUUGGGUGAAGAUUCAUCUGUAGUCAAUUCAAGAAACACAGACACCACUUAUGAAUCACGUUCAUAUAUGCCCAACCAACCAACAAAAUUACUGCAAUUGAGCCAUUUAGCAACUAUAGUGAGAUCACUUCAACCAGAUCAGAGGUUGUUUGGUGCUCCUGCUCAUGAUGAAUUCCUAGAUGAAAAUUCAAAAUUGAAUUGUGAGCAACUACUUCAUAGAUUUCUUCGUCCCGUUAACCAAGAAAGAGGCACUCAAGACCAAGAAUCAAGCACUGAUCAUGAACGGCAUGGGGGACACAUUAGCCAUCGGGCCAUUCAAUAUUUGAUGUCGAUGUACGCAUUUGGUAACCAAACUCCAGGUACAAAAAUCUUCUCAGGAAGCAAUAGGAUUAACAAAUCUGCAUACACAAAGCUUAUUGUUGAUGAACCAAAGCCAGGGCAGGAGCUUGCUGGACUUUGGAGUGGGAUGUAUGGUCCCCAUGGCCUGGAAAUAGUGAAAGUGUCUUAUACUAAUGAUGAAAUCAUAGCAAAUAAACUUCUUGGUGAUCCCAAUGUACCUUGCAAUGAAGUGACAUUUAAAGUUAAACUUUCUUCAGUGAAUAUGGAGGCCCGAUUGGACCUUCAAAGGAAUCUGAUGGGAAUUGAACAGGAUGAUGCCUUAGAUAUUGCUAGAACGUAUAGAGGUUAUGGAAGAAUUGCAGGCCGCGGAUUUCACAAUCCUAAAUGGGUGCCUGGUCAACUGCUUGUGCACUGCAAUGGCAACAUGGCCUUUCUUUGGGAGGAUGUGAACUUUGUGAUCAGUUUUCAGAGGUUGCAUCUGGAAUCACUGUCUUCUGAGUUGAAAUGAAAUUACUUUUCUAAGGUUCCAUAAGGCUGUUGCUAAAUGCUUAAUGCUUUCUGAAGCAUAGCUUAUGUGCAGUGGUCUUUCACUUUUCCAAAGAGAUAUAAAAGUGUUUCAAAAAUAGAAAUGCCCAAGUUCCUGUUUUUUUGUACAGUUUCUGCUGGUAUAAAUACAUUGUUUCCUCUAUUUUCACAGUGGAUUGAUGGGUAUGGUACUUUCUUAUUCAAAGGAAUUGCUCAAGCUCUCGCAAGCCAUAGUUGUCAAUUUCAGGUUACAAAGAUUUUGUGUACUAUCCAGUGUAUGUGGUAUGAAUUUUUCGAUUUUA
Messenger RNA from Cryptomeria japonica (Japanese cedar), 1889 nucleotides. Its product is annotated as putative F-box protein At5g39460. The record is from RefSeq and is a predicted model, not a curated record. Gene Ontology annotation, molecular function: protein binding. Lineage: Eukaryota; Viridiplantae; Streptophyta; Pinopsida; Cupressales; Cupressaceae. The transcript has 8 exons. Bases 200 to 1570 code for a protein of 456 amino acids.